Messenger RNA from Cryphonectria parasitica EP155, 1297 nucleotides. RefSeq lists its product as uncharacterized. The coding region runs from base 172 to 1035 and encodes 287 amino acids. Lineage: Eukaryota; Fungi; Ascomycota; Sordariomycetes; Diaporthales; Cryphonectriaceae. The record is from RefSeq and is a predicted model, not a curated record. The transcript has a single exon.
GUGAUAUUUGAUCUCCCUCGGCCCUCCCCUUCGAACUCGACGAGACAGACGCUUCGUGAAAAGAGAACAACAACAAGAACAAACCCUACAUCGUCAUCAACAAGAAGGGCCACUUACACCGACCCUAACCCUUUCGACGUUGUCGUCAUCGUCUUCAUCACAAGGCACGUCAUGCCUCUGACACCACCUGCGUCGUCUCCGCGGCGGAUCUCAGAUGAAGAGAACAGCAAUGGCGGGAGGAGGAGGAGAAGAAGAAGAAGAAGAAGAAGAAGGUAUCCUUUGAAUGAGACUAUUCCCAGCACAGAGGAGGAGGACGAAGAAAAUGAUGCCUCAGACGAGAGCGAAACAGCCCCCAAUCCACGACGAGCAACGUCGUCAUCACCGCACCCCGCAGAAGAAACUCACCCAUCCUCCUCAUCAAGACGGAGAAGACCAAUACAACCACCGCCCAAGCUCAAACCCACAAGAACGCCCUCCUCAAGGCCCGAGGGCGACAACAGUCACCACUCAUCCUCAUACCUGCCCACGCCUCCAGUCCCUCAGCCGUGGACCAGUCCCCUCAGCCCACCCCUCCCCAAACCCGAGUACAAGGCCCGCCGCCCGCGCAGGCCCCGCACACACACGAACCCAGCCGCCGCCGACUCGUCCCCCUCCUCGUCCUCACCCGCAAGAAGCCCUUCUAUAACGCUGAUGCCGACCCGCCCCAUCCCGCCCAAGCGGAACAAGACGGUGCGUGAGCCCGCGGGGGCUCCAGUGCAAGCCAUCGUGCCACGCACCCCGAGGACGGUAGCGGCUGCGCGGACAGACGAUUAUAGUGAUGAAUAUGAUGAUGACGAGGAUGACGACGACGUGGAGGAUGUAGAUGAGAUUAUGGGGCGGCGCCUGCCGCAGGUGGUGUUGCCGGCGCAGGAGCAGAAGAUUGUCGCCGGAGGGAAGAAGGCGAAGCUGGCCGUGGAGCUGAAGAUGAACCUGGAGAUCGAGAUCGAGUUGAAGGCUUAUAUUCACGGAGAUCUUACGCUAGAGCUGUUUAAUUAAGUUGAUGUGCGAGUAUUCGAGGGGCUUCACUGGGCGGGAGAGUCAGGAGGCACGUUCUGAUGGGGGUUUAACGGGAGGGGGGCGCAAGAGUUUUGUAUCGGCUUGUUUGGCCAUAAAAUAAAAUAAAAAGGUAUUGCACGGAACUUGAUGCGAGUUCACCAUCAGGACCGUUGCAAAGAAAAAAUUCCAGGAGUCGAACAAUAGAUUCGGGCUACGAAAGCAUUCAAGCUUUAAGAAUAAGCAGGCCCAGAUCAAUGUCAAC